UCCGCCCGCGCCUCCGCCCCAGGAGCUGGAGCCAAGCGGGGAGCCCGGGCCCCGCGCCCAGGCCCGGGCCAUGCAUGGCCACCGAGCCUCAGGGGGUGCCGGGCCUUCGGAGCCCGAACACCCAACCACGAACCCCCCCGGCGCCGCUCCACCGGUCAGUGCCGACACGGAUCCUGGAGCCUUCGAGUCCGGACUGCCCGUGCUUAGGAGCUCAGGCUCGGCGCUCGGCGGCCCCCUGGAUCCCCAGUUUGCCGGACCGUCGGACGCCAGCCUGGGCUCUGCGCCAGGCCCCCGGGUCUUACCCUGUGGCCCCAGUCCACAGCACCACAGGGCCCUACGCUUCUCCUACCACCUGGAGGGUUCACAGCCCCGGUCUGGGCUGCACCAGGGAAACCGGAUCCUGGUUAAAAGUUUGUCCCUUGACCCUGGCCAGAGCCUUGAACCUCAUCCAGAUGGUCCCCAGCGGCUUCGCUCAGACCCAGGCCCUCCCACUGAAACCCCCAGCCAGCGUCCUUCACCACUGAAGCGGACACCAGGCCCAAAGCCACAAGUUCCCCCAAAGCCCAGCUACCUGCAGAUGCCCCGGAUGCCCCCCGCACCUGAGCCCAUUCCUCCUCCACCAUCACGCCCGCUGCCUGCAGACCCACGAGUGGCCAAGGGCCUGGCCCCCAGGGUGGAGGCCAGCCCCAGUUCUGCAGCGGUAUCCUCACUGAUUGAAAAAUUUGAAAGAGAGCCUGUGAUUGUCGCCUCGGAUAGGCCAGCCCCUGGCCCCAGCCCAGGUCCCACAGAGUCAGCCAUGUUGCCACAGCCACUCCCACAGCCACCGGUGCCCCAGCUUCCUGAGGGUGAGGCCUCCCGCUGCCUGUUCCUGCUGGCUCCUGGGCCCCGGGAUGGUGAGAAGGUGCCCAACCGGGACAGUGGCAUUGACAGCAUCAGCUCGCCAUCCAACAGUGAGGAGACCUGCUUCGUCAGUGAUGAUGGGGCCCCCAGCCACAGCCUCUGUCCUGGGCCCCCUGCCCUGGCCAGUGUCCCUGUUGCUUUGGCUGACCCCCACCGGCCUGGCUCCCAGGAGGUUGAUAGUGACCUGGAGGAGGAGGACGACGAAGAGGAGGAUGAGAAGGACAGAGAGAUCCCAGUGCCCCUGAUGGAGAGACAGGAGUCUGUGGAGUUGACCGUGCAGCAGAAGGUAUUCCACAUUGCCAAUGAGCUCCUGCAAACUGAGAAGGCCUAUGUUUCCAGGCUCCAUCUCCUGGAUCAGGUGUUCUGUGCCCGGCUACUGGAAGAAGCUCGGAACCGAAGUUCCUUCCCUGCUGAUGUUGUCCACGGCAUCUUCUCUAACAUCUGCUCCAUCUAUUGCUUCCAUCAGCAGUUCCUGCUGCCUGAGCUAGAGAAGCGCAUGGAGGAAUGGGACCGCUACCCGCGCAUUGGAGACAUCCUACAGAAGCUGGCGCCCUUCCUCAAGAUGUAUGGCGAGUAUGUGAAGAACUUUGACCGGGCUGUCGAGCUGGUCAACACCUGGACAGAGCGCUCCACCCAGUUUAAAGUAAUCAUCCACGAAGUGCAGAAGGAGGAAGCCUGUGGCAACCUGACACUGCAGCACCACAUGCUGGAACCUGUGCAGCGCAUUCCCCGCUAUGAGCUGCUUCUCAAGGACUAUCUGUUAAAGCUGCCCCAUGGCUCCCCGGACAGCAAGGACGCCCAAAAGUCUCUGGAGCUGAUAGCCACAGCAGCAGAGCACUCUAAUGCUGCCAUUCGCAAAAUGGAGCGAAUGCACAAGCUGCUGAAGGUAUAUGAGCUGCUAGGGGGUGAAGAAGACAUUGUCAGCCCCACCAAAGAGCUCAUAAAAGAAGGCCAUAUCCUUAAGCUGUCAGCAAAGAAUGGGACCACUCAAGACCGAUACCUCAUACUAUUCAACGACCGCCUCCUUUACUGCGUGCCCAGGCUGCGGCUCCUUGGCCAGAAGUUUAGCGUGCGGGCACGCAUUGAUGUAGAUGGCAUGGAGCUAAAGGAAAGCUCCAACCUCAAUCUGCCUCGGACCUUCCUGGUGUCAGGAAAGCAGCGCUCCCUGGAGCUCCAGGCCAGGACUGAGGAGGAGAAGAAAGACUGGGUCCAGGCCAUCAACUCCACUCUUUUGAAGCAUGAACAGACGCUGGAGACCUUCAAACUGUUGAAUUCAACAAACAGGGAAGAUGAAGACACACCCCCUAACUCUCCAAAUGUGGAUCUUGGGAAGCGGGCACCUACACCCAUCCGAGAAAAGGAAGUCACCAUGUGCAUGCGCUGCCAGGAGCCCUUCAAUUCCAUCACCAAACGCAGGCACCACUGCAAGGCCUGUGGGCAUGUGGUUUGUGGGAAGUGCUCCGAGUUCCGGGCCCGCCUCAUCUAUGACAACAACCGCUCCAACCGUGUGUGCACUGACUGCUAUGUGGCCUUGCAUGGGGUGCCUGGGAGCAGCCCAGCCUGCAGCCAGCAUACACCCCAGCGCCGGAGGUCCAUCCUGGAGAAACAGGCCUCAGUGGCUGCGGAGAACAGCGUCAUCUGCAGCUUCCUACACUACAUGGAGAAAGGUGGAAAAGGCUGGCACAAGGCAUGGUUUGUGGUCCCUGAGAACGAACCCUUGGUGCUGUACAUCUAUGGAGCCCCUCAGGAUGUGAAAGCCCAGCGCAGCUUGCCCCUCAUUGGCUUUGAGGUGGGGCCUCCUGAGGCAGGGGAGCGGCCUGACAGAAGGUACGUCUUUAAGAUCACCCAGAGCCACCUGAGCUGGUACUUCAGCCCUGAGACAGAGGAGCUGCAACGGCGCUGGAUGGCAGUGCUCGGUCGGGCAGGCCGUGGGGACACGUUCUGCCCAGGGCCCACACUGUCUGAGGACAGGGCGAUGGAGGAGGCACCGGUGGCAGCUUCAGGAGCCACUGCUGAACCCUCUGAAGCCCUUCAGACCCAAGACAAGACCUAGAUGGUUGGGGGGAACUGGGGCCCCCUGCCCCACACUCUAGCUGCCCAUGUCCAGUUGGUGGCCCCGGCCUCCUCCCUCCCAGCUCAGUCAAUACUUGAACUCCCAUCAUGGGCACUUUCAAUUCCCCAGUGCUGGGUCCUGGGUUUUUAAAUUCUCUUCACAAAACAUGGGCUUUAAAAAAAAAUUCCUACAGUGAUGUUAAUUUUUUUUAAUCCCUAUCCCCAGAGAGGGUGGGAGCUGUUGCUAGACCCCCUUGAAUUAGGCUGUUUUUUCCUCAACCCAUCAACACCCUACAGAUCCUGCCUCCACCCAAUUCCCCCCAAAGCACUGGAGGCAGGAGAUCUGGAUUCAAGUGCCAGCUCUGCCACUGACCCCACAGCCCUGGCCCACCCCUGCCCCCUCACAGCCAGUGUCUUCACACAUAUGUUACAUGGGGUGGUGACCAGACCCCUCCUGCCUUUCCCAUGGCUUACAGCUUCUACUCGGCUCCAAGGCUACCCAGUAUUUUAUCGUCCAGACCCAUGGCAGGGCCACAGGGCAGGACAGGGGAAUGGGGGGAGGACAAUGGAUAUUCUUUGUUUUGUUUUUUAAAAAAAUACAGUUUAUUUCAGGCUUACAGAAACUUUCAGAGUGCUGCUGUGCUCCAUUUGUCCAACUGUUUGUUUAUUCAAAGUCACAGGCUGCUAGGGUGGGCCUAGGAACCGCUCCCUUGCUGAGCUUUGAGGCCCAGCUCCUACAAAGUUGAUUCCAAGGCUACUCACAGGUCAAGACACAGAUUAAACAAUAAAGUACUAUUUAUUGAG
Suricata suricatta (meerkat) is the source of this 3756-nucleotide messenger RNA. RefSeq names its product FYVE, RhoGEF and PH domain containing 1 (gene FGD1). Gene Ontology annotation, cellular component: cytoplasm. Bases 71 to 2953 code for a protein of 960 amino acids. The record is from RefSeq and is a predicted model, not a curated record. Gene Ontology annotation, molecular function: metal ion binding; guanyl-nucleotide exchange factor activity. Gene Ontology annotation, biological process: filopodium assembly; cytoskeleton organization. NCBI's taxonomy places the organism in Eukaryota, Metazoa, Chordata, Mammalia, Carnivora, Herpestidae. The transcript has 18 exons.